CCCCCCGGUCUCAUGCCCGGGGUCUUUUAGACCGAGGAGCUUGGAGGCGUUUCCGAAGCGCAGCUGCUGAGGGAAAGAUGGCUGUGUUCGCUCGGUUUGGGUCGCGGACUUUAUUUGCUCCGCGGCUUUAUUCGGCGGCUGUGCGGCAUUUCACCCAUGGAACAAACGUACUAUAUCAAACGAAGAGUGGUCAGGGCACUUUCUUUUCACCACUUCAGAAAGCGAUGCUGCCACCAGAUGCUUUUCAUGGGAAAGUGGCCUUUAUCACAGGUGGUGGUACGGGCCUUGGAAAAGGGAUGACAAGUGCGCUCUCUAAUCUGGGAGCAGAAUGUGUCAUAGCAAGCCGGAAACUUGAUGUAUUGAAUCAAACAGCAGAAGAAAUAUCUUCUAAAACUGGAAAUAAGGUUCAUGCAGUUCAGUGUGAUGUGAAAGAUCCAGAGUCUGUUACCAAUGCAGUCAAUCGAUUAAUUGAAGUGGCUGGGCAUCCUGAUGUAAUAAUAAAUAAUGCUGCUGGAAAUUUUAUUUCUCCUUCUGAACGUCUUUCUGCAAAUGCAUGGAAGGCUAUCACUGACAUUGUUUUGAAUGGUACUGCUUUUGUAACUUUGCAAAUUGGAAAAGAAUUGAUUAAAGCCCAGAAAGGGGCAGCAUUUCUGGCCAUUACAACAGUCUAUGCAGAAAGUGGAUCUGGGUUUGUAGUACCAAGUGCUUCUGCCAAAGCAGGUGUAGAUGCCCUGUGCAAGUCUCUUGCAGCUGAGUGGGGUAGAUACGGCAUGAGAUUCAAUGUGAUUCAACCAGGCCCAAUAAAAACAAAGGGAGCCUUUAGCCGCCUGGACCCCACUGGGAUCUUUGAGAAAGAAAUGAUCCAGAGAAUUCCUUGUGGUCGCCUGGGAACUGUGGAAGAGAUCGCCAACCUUGCCACCUACCUCUGCAGUGAUUACGCGAAUUGGGUUAAUGGAGCAGUCAUUAGAAUGGAUGGUGGUGAAUACGUGUCUAUGGCUGGAGAAUUCAAUGAAUUACGUAAGGUCACCAAUGACCAGUGGAAUAUCAUGGAACAAAUGAUACGAAAAACAAAAGGCUCAUAACAUACAUUUUUAUGUGACUUUUUAUAUAGCUGCUUUCUAAAAUUUUCUGUAUUCUAGCAAUAAAAUGACCAUGGCUGAUAAUUAUCUGUA
Molecule: messenger RNA, 1172 nt
Organism: Pseudonaja textilis
Lineage: Eukaryota; Metazoa; Chordata; Lepidosauria; Squamata; Elapidae
Gene: DECR1
Product: 2,4-dienoyl-CoA reductase 1
Biological process (GO): fatty acid beta-oxidation
Cellular component (GO): mitochondrion
Molecular function (GO): 2,4-dienoyl-CoA reductase (NADPH) activity
Source: RefSeq, a predicted model, not a curated record